CCGAUACUUCCUCCAUGCCGAGACUAUUUAAACCACUGCCCGCGAAAAAAUACACGAAUGAUCGUCUUUCUGACGCCUUCUUAGAGGGUCUGCUGGUUUUAUUUAAUGUUAUUCUGCCCAGGUCAUCAACACAGCGUUUGAUAAUAGUUUAUUCUGCUCACAGUUCGCGGGGACUGUCGUUUUGGAAGAACUAUCCGCGUCAAUCAGGUGGCUGAUAUCCUGUUUUCUUCUCACGGUGACGGACAACUUCAUGGACAUUUAGAUUUUGGUAUCCUAAAACAUAUGAUACGAUUUUGAAUCAGGUUUUCUCAUUACCAUACGAAAGUGUACUGUGCUGUUGCCUGUACACAAGACCAUGGGAGAUAGAGCGAAGAAACAACAGAAACUGGACCCAUUUUUGAAGAAGAUUACUAGUCCAAGUAACACUUCAAACAACCAACAAUCUGACCAAUCUCCAGGAGCUGAUGCCAAGAAAGAAGCACACAAUGAAAGCCAUUCCUUCCGAUACCGCUUUGGAUACCAACAACGCAGAGUUACAUGCCAUACUCAUGGAACGGUCCUGGAUGCACUGCGAACAAGCCCGGAGUUCAAGAAUAUGACAAAGACCAGACAGGGGAUGGAAAUAGUCAUCCAAAGAGAGAAAGAACCACGGGCAGCUGUCAGUACACAUUUCCCCUGUCAUUUAAUUGAUAACGAUGAGCUAGUGACAGUCAGCUUCAUCCGAGUUCUAAACGGUGGUUCUUCAGAUACCCGGGGCCUUUACAAACAGAGUAACCCCCCAAAAAUACAACCUGACAAGUUGAUGACUUUCUGUGUUGAAACUGAGGGUGGACAAAAUAUUAAAACUAAAGUCAUGAAAAACACAGAGCUAAAGAAGAAAGUGAAGUAUGUUUGUGUGUACGGAUACAAAGGGGAAAAGGUGAAGCAAGCCUUGAGGAGAGAUGGGCGAUUUGAUAAAACAGUCUUGAAAACACGCUGUGUUCUUUCUGAGCCAGAGACCGGUGUCGACACAGAGAUGUCCCAGCCAGUUGAUGGUCUUGAUGGGAAAAGUCGUAAAGGUGAAAUGUUGAUUGUGAAGGUGAAACGUAUCGGUCGUGUAUCUCAGCCACAGCCAGAUAGUCUUGAGGACUGGGACAACACGCCAACUGAAGAGCUGUCCGUCCCCUCUGGUGUAACAUCGGAAGCAGCUCUCUCUCCUCAGAAUCCUACCACAACAGUUAAAACACAGUUGCAGUCAAAAGAGGCAGGAAGAGAUGGUAGUUCUCUGGUAGUGAAGCAAAAACGGCAAGAGAUUCCAAACUCUAAAGAGAUCCUAAACAUCCUGCGUUCCCAAUAUGCAGGUUUGGUAGAUCACUUGAAAGAGAGAGAGAAUUUGAAAAAGCCUUCAGACGUGCAACAAUUCUUGAGAGUAGAGUUUGGAAAGAAAACACAGAGCUUCCAAGAGGUGAAGAAAGUGAAGAGACUAAUGGAGCUGAGUGCUUCUGUUUGUCAGGUGAGAAUUGAAGGGACACCAGUAGGAACUGGCUUCCUUCUGUUUGAAAAGUUCAUCCUUACAAACGCCCAUGUUGUCCAUCAAAUCUAUGAGCCGAUAACUAACCAGCUGCAACAAUCAGUAACAGUCACGUUUGACUUUGAAGACCUGGAUGAGAGAACGCAGCAGAUAUCAGUGCAAAGUGAGGUUGUAGCCUAUGGAAAAGUUGAUUCGGGUUGUGUUGACUUUGCUCUGCUGGAGCUUAGCUCAGAUCCUGACAUCACCUUGCCUUCAAGCUUGCUUGACACAUUCAGCUUUCCGUCUCUAGAGGGUGGAAUCUGCAUCGUCGGCCACCCCGAGUGCGGGGUGAAAAAGACAGACCCCUGCUUUAUCAUUCAACAUGGAGAUCGUAAACAAGCUGUAGAAAAACAUGUAAGAGAAAAUGAGGAAUUCUUACAUGUCAUAAACAACAGAUAUUUUGAGGAGAAAUGGGACAUCGAAACACGUCUACCGAGGGACACAGAAAGGAUCACCUAUGACACCUGUUUCUUCCACGGUGCCUCUGGCUCUCCAGUCUUCAAUGAGUACUGCCAGCUGAUCGCUAUGCAUACAGCAGGCUACUCCUACCAGGGUAAAAGAGGGAAAACCCAGAGUGUCAUAGAGUAUGCCAUUCCCCUGUCAGGCAUACUUGAGGAGGUCAUCAUUCAAGCGGUUCGUAGGAAAAGGGUUGAUGUGCUACAGGAAUUCCUGAGCCAGAGGAGUAUGAAAUUAGACGUAGUGAUGGAAAGAGUCAAGGCACAGUCUGAUAAUGCCAGUCUGGUCAAGGCAUUUCAGGAGAAGCUGCCGGUCAACAGUAACUCUUCGGCUACAGAUCAGGGAGAGCAGAGAACCUUCCACCAGUUCCUCUUUGAUAAAGCCACAGGGGUCAACGCCACAGGGGUCGACGUCACAGGGGUUGACGCCACAGGGGUCGACGUUACAGGGGUCGACGCCACAGGGGUCGAAGCCACAGGGGUCGAAGCCAUGGAGGUGGAUGAUAUCUAUGACAAUUGAAAAAAAUGCCCAGUUGUCAUAUUUAAGUAAAAGUAUAGAUACCUUAAUAGAAAGUUACUCAAGUAAAAGUGAAUGUCACCCAGGAAAAUAGUACUGAAGUCUAAAAAGAUUUGAUUCUAAAUAUACUUUAGUAUCAAAAGUAAAAGUGUAAAUCAUUUCAAAUUUCUUACGUUAAGCAAAGCAGACGGCACCAUUUUCUUGUUUUGAAAAUGUAUGGAUAGCCAGGGGCACACUCCAACACUCAGACAACAUUUACAAACGAUGCAUUUGUGUUUAGUGAGUCCCCCAGAUCAGAGGCAGUAGGGAUGACCAGGGAUGUUCUCUGUUUAGUGAGUCCUCCAGAUCAGAGGCAGUAGGGAUGACCAGGGAUGUUCUCUGUUUAGUGAGUCCUCCAGAUCAGAGGCAGUAGGGGUGACCAGGGAUGUUCUCUGUUUAGUGAGUCCUCCAGAUCAGAGGCAGUAGGGAUGACCAGGGAUGUUCUCUGUUUAGUGAGUCCUCCAGAUCAGAGGCUAGUAGGGAUGACCAGGGAUGUUCUCUGUUUAGUGAGUCCUCCAAAUCAGAGGCUAAAAGGGAUGGCCAGGGAUGUUCUCUGUUUAGUGAGUCCUCCAGAUCAGAGGCUAAAAGGGAUGGCCAGGGAUGUUCUCUGUUUAGUGAGUCCUCCAGAUCAGAGGCAGUAGGGAUGACCAGGGAUGUUCUCUGUUUAGUGAGUCCUCCAGAUCAGAGGCAGUAGGGAUGGCCAGGGAUGUUCUCUGUUUAGUGAGUCCUCCAGAUCAGAGGCAGUAGGGAUGACCAGGGAUGUUCUCUGUUUAGUGAGUCCUCCAGAUCAGAGGUAGUAGGGAUGACCAGGGAUGUUCUCUGUUUAGUGAGUCUGCCAGAUCAGAGGCAGUAGGGAUGACCAGGGAUGUUCUCUGUUUAGUGAGUCCUCCAGAUCAGAGGCAGUAGGGAUGACCAGGGGUGUUCUCUGUUUAGUGAGUCCUCCAGAUCAGAGGCAGUAGGGACGACCAGGGAUGUUCUCUGUUUAGUGAGUCCUCCAGAUCAGAGGCUAGUAGGGAUGACCAGGGAUGUUCUCUGUUUAGUGAGUCUGCCAGAUCAGAGGCUAGUAGGGAUGACCAGGGAUGUUCUCUGUUUAGUGAGUCCUCCAGAUCAGAGGCAGUAGGGAUGACCAGGGAUGUUCUCUGUUUAGUGAGUCCUCCAGAUCAGAGGCAGUAGGGAUGACCAGGGAUGUUCUCUGUUUAGUGAGUCCUCCAGAUCAGAGGCAGUAGGGAUGACCAGGGCUGUUCUCUGUUUAGUGAGUCUGCCAGAUCAGAUCAGAGACCGUAGGGAUGACCAGGGAUGUUCUCUGUUUAGUGAGUCCUCCAGAUCAGAGGCAGUAGGGAUGACCAGGGCUGUUCUCUGUUUAGUGAGUCUGCCAGAUCAGAGGCAGUAGGGAUGACCAGGGAUGUUUUCCUGAAUUUGACUAUUUCCUGUCAAAAUGUAAUGAGUACUUUUGUGUGUAUGGAGUAAAAAGUACAUAGUUUUCUUUAGGAAUAUAGUGAAGUAAAAUUCAAAGUUGUCAAAAAUAUAAACAGUAAAGUACAGUACAGGUAUCCCAUAAAACAACUUAAGUAGUAUUUUAAAGUAUUUUUUACUAAAGUACUUUACACCACUGAUGAUUAAUGAAAGUAGUGACGUGUAUAUUAUUAAAAUCCAUACUUUUAAUCUAAA
Messenger RNA from Oncorhynchus nerka (sockeye salmon), 4228 nucleotides. RefSeq names its product serine protease FAM111A-like. Gene Ontology annotation, cellular component: chromatin; nucleus. The record is from RefSeq and is a predicted model, not a curated record. Bases 356 to 2524 code for a protein of 722 amino acids. Gene Ontology annotation, biological process: DNA replication. NCBI's taxonomy places the organism in Eukaryota, Metazoa, Chordata, Actinopteri, Salmoniformes, Salmonidae. The transcript has 5 exons.